This is a messenger RNA of Penaeus indicus, 573 nucleotides long. RefSeq lists its product as uncharacterized. The record is from RefSeq and is a predicted model, not a curated record. The coding region runs from base 1 to 573 and encodes 190 amino acids. The transcript is spliced from 4 exons. Lineage: Eukaryota; Metazoa; Arthropoda; Malacostraca; Decapoda; Penaeidae.
AUGUGCAUGAGUGCGGUCCCGCCCACACCCACACAGUUCCACCCAUACCCCACAGUUCUGCCCACACCCCACAGUUCCGCCAACACAUCCACAAUCCCACAUCCUACACCCACACAGUUCCGCCCACAAUCCCACUUUGUUCUCGUCCAUACCCCACCACCACAAUCCCGCCCACACUCCCGCCCACAUGCCACAAUCCCGCCCCCAACCACAAUCCCACCCACACGUAGACCCGCCCACAGCCCUACAUUCCCGCCCAUACUCCCACAGUCCUGCCCACACACCUACAAUCCCUCCCAUUCCCCCCACAGCCCCGCCUAUAACCCCAAUUUCGCCCACAAUCCCGCCCACACAUCCAUAGUCCCGCCCACACCCCCGCAGUCCCGCCCACACCCCUGCAGUCCCGCCCACACAUCCAUAGUCCCGCCCACACCCCCGCAGUCCCGCCCACACCCCCGCAGUCCCGCCCACACAUCCAUAGUCCCGCCCACACCCCCACCGUCCCGCCCACACCCCCACCGUCCCGCCCACACCCCCACAGACCCGCCCGUGACCCAGAACUGCAUCGAAUAA